AUGCUUCACGAGGUUUGAGGUACAGCAAACUCUUCGAUAAUUGUUCUUAUCAUCCAAAAGCUUCAAUCGCAGAUCAGAACCCCCUGUCAUGGUCCGGACAUGGGACAGAUGGAGCAAAAGCAACAAAUGACAAGGGAUCCGGAUGAGGAAUAGACGGCACCCUAUUACCGGUUUCUCCGUGUAUGAGUGAACAUUUACCCACCUUCACCAUCGCUCACCUGCCGUGCAAAGCUGGCCCGUCUACUAAGGUAUCAUCCAAAGCCUCAGACGUACUCCGUAGAAACAAUCUCUUGCUUGAGGCAGAGCCAUCCGCAUCCUCAUUUCCCCGGAAUGAACGAGACAGGGCCACCGGAACAGCCACCGACGUAGACCCUGUAAGUGCGUGCUGCGGACAAUUUCUUGAGAUUGAUGCUAUUUUUACCUCUUUAGCCCCAGCAGGAGACCCCGUUCAGGGACCAGACAACGACCGUCCAGCGCGCAGCAUCCGCUCCGGGGUUCGGGCCUACUGCAGACUCCAGAGGCAUCGGCCACAGCGGACUCAGCACCGGAGGCGGGGCGAAAUGCGCUGUGAGCUUGAGUCCUGCCGACCCCGGAUUGGUCAAUUUCGGCAUCCCGCAUUGGCUUGGGCGCAGGAAACAGCGACGGAAGCCCAAGGCAAGAGGCGUGUGGCUUGUGCUUCCUUAGAGUUGUUGUUUCCUUCCUUCGCAAGCCACGACUUGGCCGGAGCCUCAACGACUCGCUCGACGACGCCCCAAACUGCCAUAGCUGCAACCUACAACUCCAGUCUCGACCUCAUUAUGGACUUGCUCCGGAGAUAUUCUCCCAGCAGGCCGGAAAAACUCUCUGCACAUCAUUCUUCCCCAGGGUCAUCCCGUUGACCGGGUCACCAGGGGACGACUCAUCAUGUCUAGCCCCCCCUCCGGCCAAAAUUCGAUGGCAUUUCUCGCAAAGAUGUCAAGGACGGCGCAACAGGCGCACAGAUGACUCCCACUUCUGGCAUACACCUUGCAGGGCU
Molecule: messenger RNA, 1015 nt
Organism: Colletotrichum acutatum
Lineage: Eukaryota; Fungi; Ascomycota; Sordariomycetes; Glomerellales; Glomerellaceae
Exons: 1
Coding region: 183-878 (231 amino acids)
Source: RefSeq, a predicted model, not a curated record